Schistocerca americana (American grasshopper) is the source of this 1937-nucleotide messenger RNA. RefSeq lists its product as uncharacterized. The coding region runs from base 60 to 1106 and encodes 348 amino acids. NCBI's taxonomy places the organism in Eukaryota, Metazoa, Arthropoda, Insecta, Orthoptera, Acrididae. The record is from RefSeq and is a predicted model, not a curated record. The transcript has 7 exons. Gene Ontology annotation, molecular function: protein binding; RNA binding.
UUUUCAGUGCUAAGUUUUGCAUUUCAUUGACAAUCCUGUUUUCGAAUUUGGACUUGUGUAUGGUUACAGCAUGUCAGUAUGCAUGUAACACAGUUGUCUCUGUUGAGGACUUAAAGGACCACUUGUGUAAACCCUGUUGUGAUCAGUACUGUACCUUUGGUACCGUAGAAACCAAACUGUGCUGUGUUAAGAAGGUUGUGUUUAUAACUUAUUGGUCUGUCUUCCAUAAACUUAAAGAAUGGAUAGUAAUGGAGAGCCUUGAAGAGAUGGGAAAGAAAGCAUACCAGAAACAAGUUUUUGAAUUGUAUCGCGAAGCCAUAGAUAUCUAUUCUGUGGCUAUAAAGAAACAUGGGGAAGAUAAACGGUUUUUAAAUAACAGAUGCAUGUGCUACAUCAAACUUAAGGACUAUGCAAAUGCAAUGAAGGAUGCUGAGAAAUUAGUUAAAUAUCAUCCCAAAUACAAAAAAUCGUUUUAUCGCCAAGGUGAAAUUAUGAAAUUGUUGAAGCGGUACCCAUUAGCAGAGAAAGCAUUUCUUGAGGUUUUAAAACUAGACCCUUCUUGUGAAGAGGCUCGCCAACAGUUACUGGAAACACAAAUUUUAGAGAUAUGUUCAAACCAUCCGUUUACGGAGCUUCAAGCUGCUGAUGCACUUAAUGCAACAGGGACAGUUGAGGAUGCUGUAGCAUUGCUGAAGUUAGGGGAAUUUGAUAUUUCCUGCUACGACACUGACUUACAGGAUGAUGAUGUGUACCACUCUGAUGAUGAAACUCCAGUGUCCACUGUCACCGAGAAUAAGGCAUAUGAUCCACUGACAGACCCUUCUAACCCAUUCGGGAGCUGUACAAUAUGGAUUGGCAACAUAACUGCAGCAGUAACUGAAAAGAUGCUAAAGGAAUUAUUUUCUAAGUAUGGAACUAUACUCAGUGUCCACGUGUACCCAGAAAGAACUUGUGCGUUUAUUAACUACAAAGACAGCAGUUCUCCUGGGAAAGCUAUGAAGGCUAUGCAGGGGCGUACAAUUGCUGGAAAGGAAAUACUUAUAAAAUUUCCAGACAGGGUAGCCAAUAAUGCAGCAGAAGCAGCCACUCACAAGAAGAAACGUUAAUUAAGUUCUCCAAGUUCUGUGAAUACAAACAUUGUAAGUCAAUGUUGUGAACUGUACUGUAGGGAGAUUGAAACUUUCUUGAUAUGUCAACAGAUCCUGUUUUGGAGAAGUAACAUAAUUGAGUGUUAAUCUCCUUAUUUGAGGACAGUAAUGGAGAUAACAGUGAAGUGGGUAAUGUAAUUGAAAUGGGACCAAGAAAACUCAGAUUUGAGGUUUGAGGUGUGAAGUGACAAAGUCCCAUGUUGCAGGAGAUUGUAAUAUAUAUGGAUUGUUGAAUUUUUUUCGUGGAAUAAGUAUAUUACAAAGCUGUAAAAAUCAAUCUCAGGACACCAGUCUCCACUUAUGAAGGCUGGGGAAGGAAGUGUCAUUCUGAUGGAUACUGGACUGCAUGAGACUACAUGGAAAGGAAUUAGCAGAUACAGCUGUGAAGAAGGCGUGUAGCGAUAAUCAGGUUGUUCAUUGUGCCAUCUGUUUCCAUACUAUCACAUCACUCUUGAGGUACAAAGGCAAGUGUAGAUGGAAAGAAGAAGGGCUGGAAGUGACAGACAGUAAAUUGUGACCAGUAAAGUCAGUAAAAGUGGCUAUGGCAUACCUCCUUCCAGCCACAAAGAGAUGAGACUCUUCUCACUCAUCUACACAUUCAUAGAAACAUUAUUCAGACCUAAAUUAUCUACUACUGACAAAAGUCUGAAUGUCUGCUGUUUUAAUUAGUUCAUUAAAGAAAUAUCCUUAUUAAUUUUUCCUGCCUAAAUUUUUUACUAUGUUCUGAAAAGUUCUUGUUGCUGAAUGAACUUUGUUUUCCUUGAAAAUACAUACAUUUUGAUUCUCAGA